ACCACCACCUCCGCCGCCUCUAACCCCGCCAUGAUGCACCAACAGCAGCAGAACGCCCGCUUCCCCUUCAACUCCAUGGCCGCCGCCGCUGCCGCUGCCGCUGCCGCCGCCGCCUCGCAAAAACCGUUGGAUCACCAGUAUUCCGAUGGGUCGCCCUCGGGCAGCGGUGGUGGUUGGUUCAACAUUGAGCCGGCUAGGAAGAAGAGGGGCCGGCCCAGAAAAUACUCCCCUGAUAACAGCAUAGGCCUAGGUCUUUCCCCCGCCCCAGUCAACCAGAUUACCUCUGCUGGCGGCGGCGGCCACGCCGAUUCCGGUGGCGGCGGUGGAGGCGGUGGUGGUGGGACACCGUCUUCUGAAACCUCCGCCAAACGCAACAGAGGCAGGCCGCCCGGUUCUGUGAAAAAGCAGUUGGAUGCUCUAGGGGUGCCGGGAGUUGGUUUUACCCCUCAUGUAAUUACAGUAGAAUCAGGAGAGGAUAUAGCGUCGAAAAUAAUGGCAUUCUCACAGCAAGGACCACGCACAGUUUGCAUUCUAUCUGCUUAUGGUGCUAUCUGUAAUGUUACCCUUCGUCAACCUGCAAUGUCCGGUGGCACAGUUACAUAUGAGGGCCGGUUUGAGAUAAUAUCUUUGUCAGGCUCGUUCCUAAUGUCAGAGAGUAAUGGUAGCCGAAGUCGAACCGGUGGUUUAAGCGUUUCAUUGGCUGGCGCAGAUGGUAGAGUCUUGGGUGGGGAGU
Molecule: messenger RNA, 733 nt
Organism: Erythranthe guttata (spotted monkey flower)
Lineage: Eukaryota; Viridiplantae; Streptophyta; Magnoliopsida; Lamiales; Phrymaceae
Source: RefSeq, a predicted model, not a curated record